AUGGCAUACAAAAGCAUGACAAAGGGUAUAGAGGCCAUAUCCAGCUUUAACAGAAGAGCUCCCAUGGUUGAAUUUCAGGUUUUUUGUCCACAUAUCAAUGGAGUACUUGUUCACAUUUUGGACCUGUUACAUGCUCUACAAGGANAAUCCUACGAGGGACCCUUAGUAUAUUCUUAUCAUCGCAUCAUUUUCGUACUAGUCAGGAACGUGCCACAUGUUUCUGGGCGCUCAAUAUCAGAUAGUCUUGAACACUUCUUUCAAACAAACCACCCAGAUCACUACCUUUGUCACCAGGCUGUCUACAAUGCAAACAAGUUUGCAAAACUCGUUAGAAAAAGAAAUAGGCUCCAAAAUUGGCUGGACUACAACCAACUUAAGUUAGAAAGACAUCCAGACAAAAGGCCCACCAAAAAGAAAGGCUUCCUUGGGCUUUGGGGUGAAAGAGUUGAUUCUAUCGACUUCUAUAAACAACAGAUUAAAGAAUUUGAUAAAAGGUUGACGAUGGAACGCCAGGGAAUUCUCCAAGACCCAAAAUCUAUAAUUUCAGCUGCCUUUGUAUCAUUUAAUUCUCGAUGGGGGNAACGCCAGGGAAUUCUCAAAGACCCAAAAUCUAUAAUUUCAGCUGCCUUUGUAUCAUUUAAUUCUCGAUGGGGGGCUGCUGUUUGUGCACAGACACAACAAAGCCAGAAUCCGACUCUCUGGCUAACAAAUUGGGCCCCCGAACCCCGGGAUGUAUACUGGAAGAACCUGUCUAUACCGUUUGUUUCUCUUAGCAUUCGGAAGCUUGUGAUUUCACUAUUGGUGUUUGCAUUGGUGUUUUUUUACAUGAUACCCAUUGCUUUUGUGCAAUCCCUUGCAAAUCUGGACGGUCUUGAAAAGGUUGCACCUUUUCUCAGGCCAGUGAUUGAAUUGAAAUUGAUUCUUGAGAAAACUGAGUCAAUAAAAGAGGAUUGUAACAUUGCUUUCCCAACAUGUCUUUCUUUCAAAAGAACGUUUGUAAGAAAGCAAGAUUUUAUUAGCAUGAAAUUCAUCAAGUCAUUCCUACAGGGUUUCCUUCCUGGUCUAGCUCUCAAAAUUUUCUUAUACAUUCUUCCUACGGUUUUGUUGAUUUUGUCGAAGGUUGAGGGUUAUGUAGCAUUAUCAGUACUAGAGCGGAGGGCAGCAGCAAAAUACUACUACUUUAUGCUGGUGAAUGUGUUCUUGGGGAGCAUAGUGGCUGGAACAGCUUUUGAGCAACUUCAUGCUUUCCUUCACCAAUCCGCUGCCCAGAUUCCAAGAACCAUUGGGGUAUCAAUACCAAUGAAGGCUACGUUCUUUAUUACAUAUAUAAUGCUUGAUGGAUGGGCUGGCAUUGCUAGCGAAAUUCUUCGAUUGAAGGCUCUGGUCAUUUUUCACCUUAAGAAUAUGUUCCUUGUGAAAACCAAAAGGGACAGAGAAAAGGCAAUGGAUCCUGGAAGUGUGGACUUUCCAGAGACUCUCCCAAGUCUUCAACUGUACUUCCUUUUGGGCAUUGUAUAUGCGGUGGUUACUCCGAUUCUUCUUCCUUUUAUACUAGUUUUCUUCGCCUUUGCAUUCUUUGUCUACCGUCAUCAGAUAAUUAAUGUGUACAAUCAGCAAUAUGAGAGCGCUGCUGCCUUCUGGCCACAUGUUCAUGGUCGCAUAAUAGCAAGCUUGUUGUUAUCUCAACUUCUGUUGUUGGGUCUGCUGAGCACAAAAAAAGCUGCAAACUCUACUCCCCUGCUUGUUGCUUUACCUAUUUUAACUCUAUCCUUCCACAAGUACUGCAAGAACCGCUUUGAACCUGCAUUCCGAAAGUACCCCCUUGAGGAAGCCAUGGCUAAGGACACGCAGGACCGCGCUUCAGAACCUAGCAUCAAUUUAAAAUCUUACUUGGCUGAUGCAUACUUGCACCCAAUUUUCCACUCUUUUGAAGAAGUUGAAUUGGUUGAUGUCAAAGUUGAUAAAAACCAAGCUCACAUCCCGAGUCCUUCAGCAAGUGAAUUCAGUUCUCCCUCCCCGGCCCAUUAUGCUGCUUAUCAUCUCGAAGACGAGCCACCCCAUAAUGUCCAUCACUACGAGGUUGAACCACCCAAUAACGUACAUCACUACGAGGUUGAACCGCCCAAUAAUGUCCAUCACUACGCGGUUGAACCGCCCCAUAAUGUCCAUUACGAAUUUGAACCAUAUGGGAUUGUGGAUCACUAUGGACUUGAACAAUCAAGCUAUGUGUAUCAGUAUGACAUUGAGUCGCCCAAUCAUUUCUAUCGUUAUUGAAAUCGACCCUUGAAUUAUUUAGUACCGAGUUGCUUACGUUACAUGAGGCCUUAACCAAUGUUUUAGUUAUUGGAUAGCUUAGCAUUGUCUAACCAUGUCAUGACCGUUUGAAUUGUAAUUAUUGUUCAUCAGUGUGAAUGCAAAUGGGUUAUGAGGGUUUUUUUUUUUGGAAAUUUACUGCUUACUACCCCUUUUUCUCCUAUGCUAUAAAGCUUCCUAUCUCGAUGUCUAUACUGGAAGGACUUGAUAAUAAAAGUUCA
Ilex paraguariensis (yerba mate) is the source of this 2534-nucleotide messenger RNA. NCBI's taxonomy places the organism in Eukaryota, Viridiplantae, Streptophyta, Magnoliopsida, Aquifoliales, Aquifoliaceae. The record is from the annotation of a GenBank genome assembly.